This is a messenger RNA of Cryptosporidium muris RN66, 1197 nucleotides long. RefSeq lists its product as uncharacterized. Lineage: Eukaryota; Apicomplexa; Conoidasida; Eucoccidiorida; Cryptosporidiidae. The transcript has a single exon. Bases 1 to 1197 code for a protein of 398 amino acids. The record is from RefSeq and is a predicted model, not a curated record.
AUGGAUCAUUUGAAACUUCACAAAUUAUACAGUGAUUUUAUACAUGAUAAUCCAUUAAAAAGGACUACUCUUCUAGGUAAUAAUGAAAUUUGGACAUAUAUUGAUUGUUAUCCAAAAAUUAAUAUCAAUAUUAAUACACAGGAAAAUAUACAACAUACUUCAAAAACUAUCUCUAAAUGUAAUAAUAAUAAAAAACCAGAUAAUAUUGAUUGUCUAUUAAAUAACUUGAAUUUAUCCCAAGAUUCAGUAAUAGUUGGGGAUUCUAUAGUAUUCUUACAUGGUAUAGCUGGAACAGCUGGUGAAUUUUUUGGUGUUAUGAAAAUAUUAUUAUCAAAAGGAUAUAGAGUACUAUCUGUACAAUAUCCUAUAUAUGAUUCAAUAGAUGAAUGGUGUAGGGGUUUUGAUUGUUUUUUGGAUAUAUUACAAUUAAAUUCAAUACAUCUUUAUGGUAAUGAUCUAGGUGGUUAUUUAUCUUUACAUUUUAAAAAUGAAUAUCCUCAAAGAGUUAAAUCAUUAAUACUUUGUAAUACAUUUAUAUCUACAAUGAAUGUUCCAUUGUCAACUAUUGCAUCUACAUUUUUACAUUUAUGUCCACAUUUUAUACUAGUAAAACUUAUAUCUGAUAUAUUUAAUAAUCCAAGUUUUCAUGAUUAUAAUAAUUAUAUUGAUUAUAAAUAUAUUGGAUAUUUAAUUGAAUCAUAUAAUUUUGUUAUGGAUCAAAUUACAAAUGUUUCACAAGUUGAUUUAGCAGGUAGAUUGAGCUUACUAUUAUCCAAUACACCAUUAUCUAAUUUUUCACGAUUAUUUUUUGAUAAAUAUAAAUGUUCUAAUUCUUUAAAUGAUAGUAAUACAUAUAUAACAAUUAUAACAACUUCUGAUUCAUCAUUAGAUGAAAAUAUAUAUAUGGAAACUAUAAAUUAUUUAAAAAGUAUAUCCAGAGUUGCUCAAUUAAAAUAUGGGGGAGAUUUUCCUCAUUUAUCUAAUUUUGAAGAUAUUGCUAUAUUUUGUCAAGUACACUUAAGAAAUUGUGGUGCAAAAACUUUUCAAUUUAAUAAAACAAAUACUUCAUCUAAUAAGAUAUAUAAGGAGAGUAAUUCACUUAAACAAACUAAACAUAUACCUAAAGCUUAUGAAAUGCCAUAUCCUGGUGUAGUAGCUGUACAUGAUACUAUAUGGGAUAUUUCUAAAGAUAACUAA